Messenger RNA from Ananas comosus (pineapple), 828 nucleotides. Its product is annotated as DNA-directed RNA polymerases II, IV and V subunit 8B-like. Bases 195 to 635 code for a protein of 146 amino acids. Gene Ontology annotation, cellular component: RNA polymerase II, core complex; RNA polymerase III complex; RNA polymerase I complex. The record is from RefSeq and is a predicted model, not a curated record. The transcript has 5 exons. Gene Ontology annotation, molecular function: DNA-directed RNA polymerase activity. Gene Ontology annotation, biological process: DNA-templated transcription. Lineage: Eukaryota; Viridiplantae; Streptophyta; Magnoliopsida; Poales; Bromeliaceae.
GGGUUUCUCUCUCUCUCUCUCUCUCUCUCUCUCUCUCUCUCUUUGUGUUUGUGUGUAUGGGGAGUGGGUGAAACGUCGCCCCAGUAAACCCUAGUAGAUGGAAAGUGAUCAUACACACCAAGGAGGAGGAACCAUGAUUUAGAGCUUGUUGCUCCCGCCUACAAUGAGAAAUUACUAGGUGAUCGGAAGGAAAUAUGGUCGAGCUUCUUUUCGAGGACAUCUUCGUUCUGAUGAGAUUGGAUCCGGAUGGGAAAAAGUUCGAUAAAGUUUCACGCAUCGAAGCGCGGAGCGAGCAGUUUGAUAUGUUCAUGCAACUAGAUAUUAACACGGAGAUUUAUCCGAUGCAUGUUGGUGAUAAAUUUACUAUGGUCUUGGCUCCAACUUUAAAUCUGGAUGGAACUCCCGACAGUGGCUACUUUGUGCAAGGAAAUAGAAAGUCUCUUGCAGACAAAUUUGAGUAUGUUAUGCACGGGAAGUUGUAUAAGAUCUCUGAAGAUAGUUCCAGUGGGAAAAAUGCAAAAGUGGAGAUAUAUGCAUCAUUUGGGGGCCUCCUGAUGAUGUUAAAAGGCGAUCCUUCUAAUGCGGCAAAUUUCGAGCUGGAUCAGAGGAUCUUUUUGCUAAUCAGGAAAGUGUGAGCAUGGGGACACUAUUAUGCAGGAACCGACGCUUUAUUCUCGUCGUUAGUAAUCGGCGUCGUCGUCAAAUUGCCUUUGUGUUUUGGAUCUUAUCUGUGUAACCUUCAAAGGGUGACUUAUUUUGGAUGGGUAGAGAUUCUAACUUAUGGAGCCAUUAACCUCUUCCUUAGUAUAUAUAAUGGAGUUCUCUUUU